CUCGCGCAGCGGCGCAGGACAGAAUACAAAAUGGCCGCUGUGUGUGUCCCAUGGUGUGUUGGUCUCUUGGUGCGUGAAUUGCAUUCAUAGUGUGGCGCAUUCUAUUACCUGGUGGGCGUGAAGUUACGAUAUUUUUAAACAUCUUAGGCCUCCCAACUCUUACACACACACAUUGCGGCAAAUUGGUGUGUUACGCACGACACCACGCCAUGAGCGUAAGGACUGCCAGUGAAAUUCGUCGAAUUGUGUGAAGCCGGUCUCAUGGACGUCAAAGCAAAGAAUAUGCAUUGGUCAGCUUGGCCCGAGUCACCCUAGCUGCACCGAAGCAUCCUUUUCUGUUUAACGUUUUCGGCUUGCUGAGGCCUCCGAAUACAGGGGCUGUAUAAGACUGGCUGUCCACUAUCACGGACAGCUGAUCUAGCAUGGAAACACCCCCCGGCACAUUCAGGCCUUUGCAGUGAAACCCUGAGACAGCCUUAGCGGCCUGGUUCCAGCUUUGAGCUUCAUGGUAAGAAGUAACUCCAUCGCUUGAGGCAGGUGCCUAAUGUCCUCGUGCACAGAAGGCUUGGCUUGACUGGUGACAAUAGCCUAUGCCAGUGGUGACCAUGCAAGUAAUCCAGACGCAGCCAAUGACUCCUGGUGGCCGCUUCCAGUAUGGAGGUGGCCCGAAAUAUGGGGGCUACGGAGGGGGACGCAGCCAGGCAGGAGGAACCUAUGGGCCCGUUGGGGGCAGACCAGGCAUGUCCUCCAUGCAGAGUAUCGAGUUUGAUGGGAAGCGGCUACGCAAGGCCGUUGCCCGCAAGACUGUCGACUACAACACUGCUGUGGUUGAGUACCUCGAGAAUCGUGUCUGGCAGAGGGACUAUCGGGAUGCAAGAGCCCUGCAGCCGGAUUCUGGUUACUACACCAGGUUGAUGCCCCCCCUGGCCAUGCUGGCCAACCCCAUCAAUGCUGUGACCACCAAGUUUGUGCGGACCUCCACCAACAAGAUGCGCUGUCCCAUCUUCUGCGUAGUGUGGACUCCCGAGGGUCGGCGGCUCAUCACGGGGGCAUCAAGUGGGGAGUUCACCCUCUGGAACGGACUCACAUUCAACUUUGAGACCAUUCUGCAGGCGCAUGACUCGUCGGUGCGCUGCAUGGUGUGGAGCCACAACGACACGUGGAUGGUGACUGGGGACCAUUCGGGCUACGUCAAGUACUGGCAGUCCAACAUGAACAAUGUCAAGAUGUUCCAGGGCCACAAGGAGGCCAUUCGAGGCAUCAGCUUCUGCCCGACGGACACAAAAUUCACCACUUGUUCCGAUGACGGAACGGUGCGCGUCUGGGACUUCCUGCGCUGCUUUGAGGAGAAGAUCCUCCGAGGGCAUGGGGCAGACGUAAAGUGUGUGGACUGGCACCCGCAGAAGUCGCUCAUUGUGUCCGGCAGCAAGGACAGCCAGCAGCCCAUAAAACUGUGGGACCCCAAGUCUGGACAGAGCCUGGCAACCCUCCACGCACACAAGAGCACAGUGAUGGAGGUGAAAUGGAACCGCAAUGGCAACUGGCUGCUGACAGCUUCCCGGGACCACCUGCUCAAGCUGUUUGAUAUUCGCAAGAUGAACCAGGAGAUGCAGACCUUCCGUGGACACAAGAAGGAAGCCUGCAGCUUGGCAUGGCACCCAAUCCACGAGUGCCUGUUUGCCAGUGGCGGUUCUGACGGUGCCGUCAUGUUCUGGAUGGUUGGGGCUGACAAGGAAGUGGGUGCCAUGGAGAAUGCUCACGACUCGUGCGUCUGGUCUCUGGCCUGGCACCCAUUGGGACACAUCCUCUGCUCUGGGUCCAACGACCACACAAGCAAGUUCUGGACACGCAAUCGACCUGGGGACAAAAUGCGGGACAAGUACAACCUCAACACUCUACCCAGAGGGCUGGAUGACACUGGAGAAUAUGAUGAGCCAACGACUACACCAGCAUCGGCCACGCCUAACAUACCUGGCAUGGGACUGGAGCAGAGCACCCUUGAGGCAGUGCGAGCUCUGAGCGAUGUGCAGACUCAAGCCAUGCCCAGUGCUGGAGGCGGUGGCCGGAAGGACUUUGGUGGCGGUGGUGGCCGGGAACUGGGUGGCUCCAUUCCGGGGCUGGACUUUGGCGAAGAGGUGCACGAGAGCCACUCUGGUGGCGGAGGGGGCGGCCGACACAAGCGCACCCCGUUUUCUAAGCCCAUUCCGAAGCACUUCCAGCAGCAGUGGAUGGAGAACAAACAGCCCCUGCUGCUAGCACCUCCACCCCCGGAUGGGGCAGGGGUGCCCUCUCCGGGCCUCGCCCAGCAGCAGCAAGAGGCUGGUGCGGAUGGUUCCCAGUUGCAACAGCCCACAGUGCCAGGCAUGACACCCGGUGGCAUGAACCUGCAGCAGCCACCACAGCAGCAGCCAGGCAUGCCCAUGGGCAUGAUGGGCCAGCCACAGGGGGGCAUGGGAGGCUUUACACCUGUCGGGGGCCUCCUCGGCGCACCCCCGCAUCAUCCGAGCAGCAUGAUGUUUUCCCACUUCCAGGGGGCACCGCCGGUCUCUGCUGCAGGUGUCGAUGCACCACCCAACGGUGUGCCCAUGGGCUUUCGACACCAGGGAAUGCCACCCAUGGCCGGCCAGGACCAGGGCCAGUUCCAGAGACAGGCAGCUGGCGAGUGGCGCAACAUGGGCGACCCUGGCGCUGGCAGCCAGGCACAACCACAGAUCAGGCAACAGUUCCAACAACAACAGCAGCCACAGCAGCAGCAAGACGGCAGUGCUGGGGUUCCAGACGCUGGCACUUUCUUCCAGCCACAACAGCAACAGCAGCAGUUCUGGCGAGGCGGGGGCAGCCCGCACAAGCGCGGCGGGGGCGGCAGCCAUUGGUACCAAGGGGAUGGACCUGGGCAACAGCAGGAGGGACUCAAGCGGCCCUGGGGGGCUGACGAGGGGGGAUCCGAGGGACAGCCACCAAGCAAGAGGGGCGGAGGAUGGGGCACCAGGGGCGGCUUCGGGCGCGGCUUCGGCAGGGGAGGCUUCCGUGGUCGAGGGGGUUUCCGUGGCGGCAGGAGUGGUCCAAGGGGAGGAGUGAGGGGCCACUGAUCUGUUGGUUUGUGCGUGCUUUCUUUUUUUUUCUUUGCUUUUCUUUUUUUUUUGCACAAUCAGUCCAUGAUGUGUCCCAGUGCGCCUGCUCACGUCUUCUGUGUCAUCGGAUUCUUCUCAUUCAAGGAUUGUGCAGAAGACAAGACUUAAAGACAAGCUUCAGCUCUGGUAUGAUACUUGGAGCCGGGAAUGGGGUGAGGGGGUUGCUAUGAACAUCUGCGAGGUCUUAGGUGCUCUUAGGACAACCAGUUCAUUAUUGCACGCCUGCUCAUAUCUUCAACGUCACCAAUUUCAUAUGAACUGAACUUCUGGAGCGUGCAAGGACUCUUGUACAAUCCUAGUACAGUGGAGCAUGCCGAGCUCUGUGGUGAAGCAUUGGGUGGCCCUGUGGCAUUUUGUGUGUUUCACUGCUCGCACUUACAUCUUGAACUGUGGUAAAGAAGCGAACUUCACUCACACAUUAUUAUGGGUCCUAAUUCAUCUUCCUGUGCACAUGUGCACCUGUUUUCAGGCCAAGGCUCAGCAGUUCAACAAUGAAAGAUAACUGUGAUGCCAGAGUAAAAGCUACGGACUGGAAUAACUGUGCACACAGUAAAUGGUGGGCAACAAAUUUCAUUUCAAGCAGAAUUAAAGGGGAAAAUAUAUGCUGCAAUGAAAGACUAAAUUCUGUAAGACAGUAAUUAUAAUUUGGUAUUAAUAAGCAAUUGUUGGCUAUUUGUGCACUUCCUUUCUGUGUAUGAUCUGUAUCCCUUUCUGUAACUGCUGCUGCAUUUAAAAGCAUCAAGUAGCGAGGUUGUGCUACAGCAUUGGUAACUUCUGCAAAAGGCAGAGGAACAGCUCAGAUUCUGUGAUCUUACACAGCAAAAGGUACACUUUUGCAUGCCCAUGAGGCAAUUUUUUUCCCCCAAAGUUCCGGUAAAAUAGCGCUUACACUGAUCACUUAAGUGUUAAUUAAAGUGCGGCAGUACUGUUUGUAUGCAUGGUCAUUUACCUGCACGAUUUACAUGUGUGGGAAAUUCACAUGGCAUAUUUAGUUACCAAAUUAGUUUUCGGUAAAUUUGCUUAUUCAUUUAGCAAAAUCAGUUUGGUCCAUGGAACCUCUUCGGUUCAGUGUUCUCUGGUCAUGUGCAUUCCUUGGCAAGUUAAAAAUGUGCCCACAACUUGCUCAUGAAUGCUGCUUGGUUUUAGCCAGGAUAUUAAAAAGAAAUGGCUUUUUACUUGCUGGUUUUAUGUUGUUUCUAAGUUUAUGGAGCCUUGGUCCAUAGUUUCUGUGUCAGCAUUGUAUUGGAUUGCGAAGUGUGGUGUGUGUUACAGCUUGCCUGUAGCAGGUCGUUGAUGUGACAGCACUUCCGUCCAGAUGGAGCAAACCUUGCGUUUUUGUGUCUUGCUAUUCCUUAUGUUGUGUUCAUGGCUUAAGAAGUUUGUUGCUUUGUGAAUACGCUUUAACAGACAAAAUUUGUUGUAGCACUGCUGGCAACCCCAGUAGUUGCUUUGGUUUAUGCUCCUCAAAGCAGAAGAAAGGCUUUCUUUGACGGACGAGCCAGACCAUAGUAAGACACUUAGAUGUGCACUUUCAGUGUAGGGAUGUUGACACCACUCAUCAUUUUUAAGAAACCAAUAAGAAAACCUGGAUGGUCUUGACCGGCAACUAGAGUCUGACCAUGAUAGAUGUCGACCUGCAGCAAAGCUCCCGUGAAAUGUAAACCGUCGUUGUUGAAUUUUCCUUUGUGCACACGAUUACUGCAAGCAGUGUGUUUGAGUGUCAUGUGUUGCAGUGUUGUUAAGGUGUAUAGACUUCGCUUGGGAUGUGUCACUCCAGUCUUUAUUAGUGUGCCCUGGACAAUGAUCAUCUUCAAGGAAGAGCCACGCAUCCCAAAUCCAUGUGUGAUUUAUUUUUAUUCUGUAGGUUUGUGUUUCUGAGGUGGCAAAAAUAACAAUGCACUCUUUCUUCA
Molecule: messenger RNA, 5041 nt
Organism: Dermacentor andersoni
Lineage: Eukaryota; Metazoa; Arthropoda; Arachnida; Ixodida; Ixodidae
Gene: Wdr33
Product: WD repeat domain 33
Biological process (GO): mRNA 3'-end processing
Cellular component (GO): mRNA cleavage and polyadenylation specificity factor complex
Molecular function (GO): protein binding
Source: RefSeq, a predicted model, not a curated record